Molecule: messenger RNA, 5179 nt
Organism: Falco peregrinus (peregrine falcon)
Lineage: Eukaryota; Metazoa; Chordata; Aves; Falconiformes; Falconidae
Gene: MCTP1
Product: multiple C2 and transmembrane domain containing 1
Exons: 22
Coding region: 353-3166 (937 amino acids)
Biological process (GO): regulation of neurotransmitter secretion
Cellular component (GO): synaptic vesicle membrane
Molecular function (GO): calcium ion binding
Source: RefSeq, a predicted model, not a curated record
GCUGCCACCCCGCGCCCUUCCGCGAACUUUUCCGCCGGGCUCCGCGCCCCACGCAGCCCAGCCCCGCGCCGCCCGCCACCGCCGCGGCCACCGCCCGCCGCCCACGGGGGGCUCCCGGCGGCGAACUUUCCGCCCGGGGGAGUUCGUCCUUCCCCGCACUCCCGCGGCGCGGCGGAGCCCCGGGCUGCCUGGGCCGUGCCGCGCCGAGCGGGGGGCGGCGCGGCGGAGCCCCGCGCUCGUCCCCGGCGGCGGGCGCCGCUCCGGCCCGCCCCGCACGGGAGUGCAGGCGCCGGGCUCCGGCGGGCUCUGCUGCUGUUGCUCCCGCAGCCGCCGCCGCCGCCGCAGGAGGAGGAUGGAGCCGGGCAAGGAGCCCCGGGCGGCCGCGGGGGAGAAGCCCGGCGAGCCCGAGCCGGCCGUGUCCUUCCAGGCCCGGCUGUGGAAGAACCUGCAGCUGGGGGGCAAGGGCCGGAGCGGCGGCGGGCGGGCGGCAGCCGAGCGCCGCACUGCGGAGCCCCCCGCCCCGCCGGCACCGGCCGGCAGCAAGGGGGACCUGCCGCCCGGCGCGAAGUGGAGCGGCUUCAAGCGGCGGCGGCAAGUGCUGGACCGCGUCUUCUCGUCCUCCCAGCCCAACCUCUGCUGCUCGGCCGCCGAGCCGCUGGAGCCGGCCGGCGAGCCCGGCUCCGCCCUGCGCCGCCUGCGGGAGCACCUGCUGCCCCAGGGCAAGGGGCCGCCGGCCGGCCGCCGCGACGAGCCCGCGGCCGGCGAUGAGGGGCCCAAGGGCGGCAAGGAGGGCCGCCGGCCCGGGGCGCACCUGUCCCACCAGAAGAGCUCCUCGCUGCCCAGCACCGCCUGCCUGGAGCAGCUGCUGCAGGGCUCGCCCACGGCCGGCAGGAGGAAGGAGCCGCGGGCGGAGGACGGCGACGGCGGCGCGGGAACAAAUUUGGUAGGAACAAGUAAUGCAGAUUUUCCCUCUGGGGAUCCCGGAAUGUACCAGUUGGACAUUACUCUAAGAAGAGGACAGAAUCUAGCAGCACGGGACCGUGGAGGAACCAGUGACCCAUAUGUCAAGUUCAAAAUUGGAGGAAAGGAAGUGUUUAGAAGUAAAACAAUACACAAGAACCUCAAUCCUGUGUGGGAAGAAAAAGCUUGGAUUCUUAUAGAUAGCCUAAGAGAACCAUUGUAUAUAAAGGUCUUUGACUAUGACUUUGGAUUUCAAGAUGACUUUAUUGGUUCCGCAUUUUUGGAUCUCACUUCAUUGGAAUUAAACAGGCAAACAGAUGUUACCUUGAGUCUGAAGGAUCCUCGUUACCCUCACCAUGAUCUGGGAAGUAUAUUGUUAUCAGUUCUGUUGGCUCCUAGAGAACAGCGAGAAGUGACAAUGCUAAUGAGGAAGAGUUGGAAAAGAUCAAGUAAGUUUCAGACCCAGAGCUUACGACUUUCAGACCUGCACAGAAAAUCUCAGCUAUGGAGAGGGAUAGUUAGUGUUACCUUAAUAGAAGGUCGUGAACUUAAGGCGAUGGAUGCAAAUGGACGAAGUGAUCCUUAUGUGAAAUUCCGGUUGGGACAUCAGAAGUACAAGAGCAAGAUUGUGCCAAAAACUUUGAAUCCUCAGUGGAGGGAGCAGUUUGACUUUCAUCUCUAUGAAGAACGAGGUGGAAUUAUUUAUAUUACCGUGUGGGACAAAGAUGUUGGCAAAAAGGAUGAUUUUAUUGGCAGGUGCCAGAUUGACCUUUCGACCCUGAGUAAAGAACAAACCCACAAGUUGGAGGUGCCGCUGGAGGACGGAGAGGGACGCCUGGUGUUGCUGGUCACUCUCACAGCUUCAGCUGCAGUCACUAUCUCUGACUUCUCCGUCAGCUCCCUGGAGGACCAGAAGGAGCGAGAGGAGAUACUGAAGAGAUAUAGUCCAAUGACGAUGUUCCGUAACAUGAAGGAUGUGGGAUUUCUUCAGGUGAAGGUCAUCAGGGCAGAAGCAUUGAUGGCAGCGGACGUCACAGGUAAAAGUGAUCCGUUUUGUGUAGUUGAAUUGAACAAUGACAGACUGCUGACACACACCAUCUACAAGAACCUCAAUCCGGAAUGGAACAAAAUCUUCACAUUCAAUAUUAAAGACAUCCACUCGGUGCUUGAAGUGACAGUUUAUGACGAAGACCGCGAUCGGACCGCUGACUUUCUAGGCAAAGUCGCUAUACCAUUGCUGUCUAUUCAAAAUGGUGAACAGAAAGCCUACGUCUUGAAAAACAAGCAGCUGACAGGGCCAACAAAGGGGGUCAUCUAUCUUGAAAUAGAUGUGAUUUUUAAUGCUGUGAAAGCCAGCAUACGAACCUUAAUGCCCAAAGAACAGAAGUACAUUGAAGAGGAAAACAGACUGUCUAAACAGCUACUUUUAAGAAACUUUGCCCGGAUGAAGCGUUGUAUCAUGGUGCUCAUAAAUGCCGCCUACUACAUUAGCAGUUGCUUUGAUUGGGAUUCUCCCCCAAGAAGUCUUGCUGCUUUUUUGCUUUUUCUUUUUGUGGUCUGGAACUUUGAGCUCUACAUGAUACCACUGGCUUUGUUGUUGCUGCUGGCAUGGAACUACUUCUUGAUCGUAUCAGGGAAAGAUAACAGGCAACAUGAUACGGUUGGUGAAGACAGGACCCUCAGACUGCUCCAAACAGGAUGGCUAAAACAGUGUACCGAGCUUCAGCAGGAACUGACAAGCAUUUCCCCUCUCAACGCUGAGGUAGUGGAGGACAUGCUAGAGGACGAGGAAGAAGAGGAUGACAGAGAUGACAAGGACAGUGAAAAGAAAGGAUUUAUGAAUAGACUUUACGCCAUCCAGGAGGUGUGUGUCAGUGUCCAGAAUAUCCUUGGUGAAGUAGCUUCCUUUGGAGAAAGGAUCAAGAACACUUUCAAUUGGACUGUCCCAUUCCUGAGCUGGCUGGCGAUUGUUGCCCUCUCCGUGUUCACCAUCAUCCUGUAUUUCAUUCCACUGAGAUACAUUGUCCUUGUCUGGGGCAUCAAUAAAUUUACAAAGAGGCUUCGAAGUCCAUAUGCAAUCGAUAACAAUGAGCUACUUGACUUUCUAUCCAGAGUUCCUUCAGAUGUGCAAAUGGUGCAAUACCAUGAACUGAAACAAGAUCCCAGUCACAGCCCAAGCAAGAGGAAGAAAAACAACCCCGUCUAGCCAGCUUCAUGUUUUGAGGAGACUAGCAUCUGCAGGGGGAAGAUAAAAGAAAAAAACUACGACCCAAGCAGCGUUUCUUUUCUCUAAGCUUUUUAUUUAUUUUGCCUUUUUAUCUAAUGGGGAGAUUUUGUAAAUAUUGUAAAAAGGCAUUUCUCGUUGAAGAUAUAUUUCGCACUGUAAAGACGUUUGUUGAAGGUUUCAAGUAGGGUUUUGCCAUUGGAAAGCCUUGCUGGAAGCAGCAUAGCACAUUAGAGGAACCAAUCUAAAACAGUAAAUAUGCACUGCUACUUGGUGGUCAAAGAUACCUGAAAUGCUCAAACCAUACCGACUAAAUCUACAAAAGGUGUAAACCUAAAUCUGACUCAAAAAUUUAGUCAGGGUUUUAUUUGUGAGCGUUAAUAUUUUUAUCCAGUAAGUCACCAUUACGAUUUUCUAUGUUUUAUACAUUUCAAGAGAAGUACAAUAUAGUGGAACCUACUGCACGUAAGUUUAAGCAGAUUUUCUUGAACUCCAGACCCUGAUGUUAACUCCUGGUGCAACAUUUUAUUGUGCAGUGGGGCUGCUCAUAAGAUAAUGAGAAACACCAAGUGCAAAUCUCUUUUGGAGCUCCCAAAAGAAGUUCCUGCCAUUUUUAUCAUUCCAUUGUAAGACCUAAAAAUCUCUGUCUCUCUCAAAAUACUGCCAGGUUUGUAACUGAUUGCCUAUCUGAUUUUUCUAUAUGUACCAGUAAUCUUCAUUUGUACUACACAGUUUAGUGAAUGAAGUUCAUAGUUCUGCUGUAACAGAAAUACUAUCGGACUAACUCCAUAUUGCUUUGGGUGUCAUGCUAUGAACACCUUUUGUGCACAUAACUAUUUUAAUAUGGAAGUCUUGCAGAAGGUGUUUUUGCUUUCAGAUCACAAGAUCAUGUUAAUACGCUGUAUGAUGUAACACAUUAACUGUUACCAAUGUGAAAUAUAGUGUAGAGGAAAAAAAUCGCAGUUGUGGUAAAACUGAUAUACUGGUUUUAUUUCCUUAGUUAAUAAUGUAGUCAGUUCUUCUGAUACAGUUGUGCCCUACUGCAUGGAAACAGCAUUAUUUUAUAAAUUACAUGGGACAUAGACGAGAAUCGUUUACAUUUCAAAUGUCUUAGUGGCCACUGCAUAACGAGUACUUGGGGAUAUAUUCUGAUAGCUGCAUGUAGACUUCCACGCUCAGCUCCCCGCGUAGUGAGCAGAGACUUCAUUCCUGAGGGACUACCUGUGCACAGCUCUUAGUCGUAGCUCCCAUUGACGUUAAAGGGGAUUUUUGCCCGGGGGAGAGCCGAGGGAUGACAUCCUCAAGGGAAGCUCUUCCUGCGGUCCUCUGUGGGUUACCUCUUAUUGGUUGCAAUUGCUGAUAAAGUUAUAUUGCACUACUCUAACAAUACUUUUUGAAAAGACUAUUUAGAAAUACUUUGCAAGCAAAUCUAUAUACAUUUGUCUAAAGAGUUGUAUGUUAGCUGCAUUGCUCAUGAAAGAUCAUCCUGGAUUUGUUUAUUUUGCAGUAAGACACGUUGAUAGCCGGUUCCUGGUGUGGCAGUUAUUUUGAUCUCUGUUUUUAUGUUUGAAAGAACGCCAGUCAAACGAUUGUUCUGCAGAAAGUCUCAGACCUAAAUACGAUCUUGUUACACCAUGACUUUAAAAAAAUCUAUUCGCGAAGCUUGUGUAACCACUUUUCCACUGGGUGCUGCCCAGAGAGCAGCAUACUAUUGAUGAAGCCAGAAUCACUGAUGAGCCUAUUUUGUUUAAAAAAAAGCCAAACUUCCAACUUGACAAUGUGCGAAUGUUUGUUGCCAGUUUUCAGUUUUGCAGAGUUCUUUGAUAAACACUGCAAGCCUUGUACCUUCUUAAUGUUGCCCAUCGGUCUGCGUGCGAUUCCCUGUUGCGGUUUUUUUUUUCUGUACUCAAUUUCAACUGUCUAUUUCGGUGGUAAUGUCCAAGUUAGUUAGUUAUACAUAUUUACUGCAUUAAACACAGUUUAAGUAUCUCUCUA